Messenger RNA from Paracoccidioides lutzii Pb01, 735 nucleotides. RefSeq lists its product as hypothetical. Gene Ontology annotation, cellular component: nucleus. Gene Ontology annotation, molecular function: mRNA binding. Bases 1 to 735 code for a protein of 244 amino acids. The record is from RefSeq and is a predicted model, not a curated record. The transcript has 5 exons. Gene Ontology annotation, biological process: mRNA export from nucleus.
AUGGCCGACAAGCUUGACAAGUCUCUUGACGACAUCCUCAGCUCCAGGCGUGCUGGCCGUCGUGGCUCCCAGCGUCGUCGCGACUCUAGGUCCUCGAGGCCUGCGCACGCUGCUCCCGUAGGUGGGGUCAGAAAAUCCACAAGGCAUGCGAAAUCAUCCUCCAAGUCUAUCCCCACCGGGCCAGCUCUAGGUCUGGGUGAGAGCAAGAUUAUCGUGAGCGGCUUGCCCUCCGAUGUCAAUGAAGCGAAUAUCAAGGAAUAUUUCCACAAAUCUGCUGGACCUGUGAAGAAGGUCAUGCUCACCUACAACCAGAACGGCACUAGUCGCGGCAUUGCCGCCAUUACCUUCGUUCGCCCCGACACCGCAGCAAAAGCAGCAAAGGAGCUGAAUGGACUUCUUAUCGACAAACGACCAAUCAAGAUUGAGGUCGUUCUUGAUGCUUCUCGUGCUCCCACUGUCCCUGCUGUGAAGCCGCUUACAGAGCGUGUCGCUCAACCAAAACCCCAGCCCAAACCUGUCUCAGCGACGAAGGGCAGCGCGGCUUCGAAGCGUGGACGUCCUCGUCGUGGACGGAAUGCUGGACGCCCAAAGCCCAAGACUGUUGCGGAACUCGAUGCUGAGAUGGAAGAUUAUUUCCCUGCCAACAAUGCAGCCCCCGCUGCGAUUAAUGGAACCGCACAGCCAGCCGCGGCCGGUGGCGAAGAUUUGGGAAUGGAUGAGAUUUCUGUAUGUUGA